This is a messenger RNA of Trichoderma asperellum CBS 433.97, 748 nucleotides long. The record is from RefSeq and is a predicted model, not a curated record. NCBI's taxonomy places the organism in Eukaryota, Fungi, Ascomycota, Sordariomycetes, Hypocreales, Hypocreaceae.
GCUAAAGUCGAGCAUGUCCGUAUUCCGGGGCGAUAGUCGUCAGAGCCGGCUGGUGGCAAGCAACGCGGCUAGUUGGCCACUUGUAUCCUGCGUGUAUCCUGCGUGUAUCUCGCUUGUAUCUAUGAAUUACAUAUACUGCUUGUCUGCACGACGCCGCACGUCGCCGCAACGAGUCUCCUGAACCAUUGAUCUUCUCGAGAUGCCUGUGUACCUCUGUAGGUCAGUGAGGGCCUCGGGGCACCUGGCUGGAGGCUUGGAGCCGAUGGCAGAUGAGUGCCAAGCCCGCCAGCCUAACAGCAGCCAGUUGGAUUGGCCCCAAAGUCAACGAGCGAACUGGCUGCGGCAUCCGCUCGCGUCCGGCGGCAUGCGCCGCAUCAAAGCCUGCGAGUGAGAGGCGAGGCUUUCGCCCCCCUUUCCCACCCCAUCUCUCUGACGGCCAUCCAGAGCACUUCAUUUCGCAACCGCCGGCUGCCUUCCCCUCCCAAAACCAGGCCAAGGCGGGAGCCCACUUGGAUCCGGGGCACAGCCUAUCACGAAGGGCUGCUGCUGAGAAAGCGGCCAAUCCCUUUUUUUUUUCUCGCACUGAGAUGAUGGGCUGACUGACGCGGCGCGUGGUGCCCAAGGUAGCACUCCGUACAGCCGCGCCGGAACCGAGAGAGCUCCAUCGUCCGACUUACCCCAAGCGAAGUGGUCGACACAGGCGGCUGUCUGCUGAAAUUGCAACGCUAGAUCUGGUGAUUUUGCGACA